Messenger RNA from Styela clava, 942 nucleotides. The record is from RefSeq and is a predicted model, not a curated record. Lineage: Eukaryota; Metazoa; Chordata; Ascidiacea; Stolidobranchia; Styelidae.
AUGUCUACAGCCGAGACGAGAUUUUACAAUGAAAUUCCAGAUAAUCCAAAUAGAAGUAACGCUUUGCCAGCUAAUGUCAAUAUUUAUGAAACGCCAUGCGUUCGGCAGCAAAAGCACAAAGAUACUGAAGACACAACAGUAAAAGGAGGACUGAUUGCCCUGGCAAUAUUUUUAUCAAUGAAUGUUGGGCUUGUUGUUUUCGGUCUUGUGAUCAUCACACAGCUCCAAAGUGAGAUGAAAAUUUUGGAAGAUCAACUGACACAUCAAGGAGACCAGUCAUUUGCUAGGUUGAAAUGGCUAGAGGAAAAUGGUAAUUUUACUGUUGUAGAAAUGAACAUCACCGGUGGAGUCUUUGAUAUUUAUCCGGAAUCAAGAGCCAAACCUGUUGAAGUUUACUGCGAUAUUGUAACGGAUGGAGGCGGAUGGAUUGUGUUUCAAAGACGAAUGGACGGAACAGAAGAUUUUUACAGAGGAUGGAACGACUAUGUCAGUGGAUUUGGCGAAAAAGAUAAAGAAAUGUGGUUAGGGCUGGAAACAAUCUAUCAACUGACUAAAGACGGAAGUUUCGAACUACGAGUUGAUUUGGAAGAUUUUAAUGGAACUACUGUUUAUGCCAAGUAUGGGAUUUUCUCAAUCUCAUCUGCAAGCGAAAACUAUGCAUUGUUAGUUGGAGAAUACUCUGGAACAGCCGGUGACUCAUUGACAUAUCAUACCAAUAUGCAGUUUAGUACGAAAGAUUCUGACAAUGACCGAGAGUUGCCCGGCAAUUGCGCAAUUGCUCGGAGAGGGGCUUGGUGGUACAAUCAGUGUUAUCACUCAAAUCUGAAUGGGAUGUAUUACCAGUACGGGCAAGAUACUGUACGAUCCGUUAAUUGGUAUCACUGGAAAUCUAAUCAUCAGUCUCUGAAGUUUAGUGAGAUGAAGUUUCGGAAGAAAACAUAA